AUGUGGAUUGUCGAAGCUCCAUUUCGCGAAAUAGAUGACCCGAGUAAAGCUCAUACUCAGGAAUAUCCGCAACAGAGGUGGCUCCGACCCAGCCGCGUUUACAGCUUAGGCAGAGACUCCAGAAACGAUCUAUCGCUCGAUUUCGACAGCUUGUCUAGAUUGCGUGCUAUCGCGUUGGAUGCGGGCCCAUACUCUUUGAGCGACUUCCCAGACCCGACCGAACUACCAAAUUUAUAUCCAUUAACACUCACCAACCAUUCCCCUAAGGAUCUCAAGCUACACCGCGGGAAAAACUCUGAAAUCAUAAUCAAGCCCGGAUCUUCUCACAGCAUCGAAUCCGGUGAUCAAGUACCGACUAAAAACCGCUCUGACCCCUCAUUCUCUUGGAUCCGAUUUCAUUGGCGCCCGGUUAAUAUUUGCAUGAGCCCUUCCAAGCGUAAAAUGAUCCCGGAAAACUACAGAAACACAGGAUUUUUUUUCUCCGAAUCGCGAUUCCCAACCAAGGAACAUACCCAUUUCCUGCCUACGCCUCUAAGACCAACAAACCCAGUUGGUUAUGCUCUUGUCCUGGGUAUCCAGCUGAUUUCGGAAUCUUGGUUAAAUGACUUCCUACAUGCGACCCAUGUCAAACCUCCAGCGACGCAACAAGUCCAACCCACCAUCUUCAAAAAAGCGGACGAAACCGAAGACACAUACCAGCAGCGAUUUCAGCUGGUAAAAUCAAUACAUGAGGCAAAAUCCCAGGGAUUCUCUGAUUUCGAGAAAGACUUCCAGGCUGCUUGGAAAAAGUUGGUCCCGCAGUUAAACUUCACUGGAGCGAUUCGCUUUAAAAACUGGUCCGAGGAUCCGAUCAAGUUAGAUCCCAAUCCCGCCCGCAAAACCUUAUUCUCGAAAAUUUCUAUGAUUUUACUGGCAAACCAAGUGGAUAAAGAAUCUCAAGACAUAGAAGAAAUUGUUCGCGCCGGACUGGGCAGUGUCGUCACCCACUCUUCGCCUUUUGACAAAUCUUCGACAUUCCCCCAGCAACUUCAAAAGCUGUGGCCACCACAAAUCCAGUCGGGCCAUCGCGUUGUUAUCAAAACCAAGGACUAUGCAUCUGUGUAUGACUUCGGAGGUCAGGUAGUCAAAGAGAUGGAUGAUUUACUCCAGGCUAUAUACGACGUGGACACAUCUCAAUUAGUGGAAGGCUCUGAAUAUUUCGAGCUCCCGGUGGAUCACAACCAUACCGAUGAUCCUGCCCUCGCUGUCAACGCCCCACUACUCUCAGCACCCUCUUCAAGAUCCGCCGGAUUCGCUGUUGGCGAUAGUUCAGCCUUCACAGAACCUGAUUCACCACCUCGCGCGCUUUUUCGAAGGACAGUGAGUCGGACAGAUGGCGAACGAAUGAAAGAACUUUUGCCACAUAGCGAGGUGGCAGAUGAAAUUGAGGUAUUACAGAGACUUGCAAGGAACGACAAUUUCGGUGAUGACACUAUGGAGGCCAUUCAAGUCGAACCACCGGUACAAAGUACCACGCAGGUGACGAGUACAGGUCCUGAUGAAAACGUAUGCAGGUUGGGUCCAAACCCAGAACCACAGCUGUCAAGUCCAUGUAGUAGUCCACCUCCACUCAAGCGCAAAGCUCGAGCACCAGGAGGAUUUAGCUUCGCCAAAUACAUGAAUUUCCUUGGCCAGGAAACCGUUGAAACGCCUCAAAACCUUGACCGCGUAAUGUCCGAAGAUGUGCCAAAUAACCCUCCUGCGAAGAGGCAGAAGCUUGGACAUUGUCCGGAUGACGAACCAAGCAAGAUCACUGGUAGCACUUCGCGACUCGAUGAAGUGGAUAUACACAGCAUCGAAGGGCCGGCAAGCAAGAUGUUACGGGAAACUGCCACGCAGAGAGAUAAUGGUCUGAAAAGAAAAGCUGAUGCACAUCUAUCUUCGGGCGAGGAAGAUAUGUCUUCAGGUAAUAAUGGAAGAAACAACAAACCCCAGAAGAAAGCGCGCAUCCAAACACGACGGGAAUUGGAGAGAUCUCGCUCAGAUCUCUCGGCUGGAGGUGAACACGAUCAUAAAAGGGAAACUGGCGCCCAUUCGAAUACCAAAUCUCCAAAGACAUCGAGAUCUCACAAGGUUGACCAAGACGAAUAUGAGGGUGCCGACAUGGGUGACCGAUACUUGUCGGUGAAGACGACAGGAAAGAGAUUGACGGAGGAAGAAGUUCGAACAAAUCUAGAAUUCAAUCAACUUCGAAUCAGUAAACCCCAGAUUAUCCUCAAAACAAGGCCCAUCCCUACUAGGCCGAUCGGAUGGGAUGAGGAAGAUCAGAGCGAGAAUGAGUUGCGUCAAAUGGAUGAUUGGAACCGGAAAGGAACAAAGCCUGAUAGUUCAAAAAGCUUUUUCAAAGUCAAAUAUGUCAACUUGGUUAAGAAGCUUCCAGUUUCCCGAUAUGACUCCGAAGAUAGGUCUGGUGGCGAUGAGCAUCUCAACUUUAAAAAGUUCAAGCCGAAAAAUGGUCAGACACUGCCACAGCUGCACACUCCUUCGCAGCCCUACGCACGCCGGUGUAUGAAGAUGGAGACUGUGCGACUGCAGCCAAGCAGCAUCGAUGAUCGUGAGCAUGCAAGGAAAUCAAGGGAAGUCAGUUCAACACAAGUUCCCACAGAGAUACAUGACGACGACGAUGAGAUGGAAUUCGAAAGCAGGCCAAAAUCAACUGCCAAGGGUAAGGCCCAGUCGGAUAGAGCGAAGUCUGUGAGGUCAGGAGCAGGAUCACAAACGACCCUUAAGUUGGGGGCAAAAGCCAAAGAUCGAUCCACUCAGGAUGAGCGACCUCAACGACCUUCGCGCUCAGGCAAAAGCUCAGCGCCCGAUCCACCGAGUGAAUCAGAAGAAAACUCUUCCCCCAGAAAGCCCCCUCCUCCAACCAGGACACUCACCCGUCCCUCCCGCACCCAAAAUCAAUCUCAACGCAACAAACGCGUCGUUUCUGUCGACACCGGUUCGGAUUCAGACGGUGACGAACUCGCUUUCAAGGGAUUCACUCGCACUCGUUCAAGAAACUAA
This is a messenger RNA of Puccinia triticina, 3045 nucleotides long. RefSeq lists its product as uncharacterized. NCBI's taxonomy places the organism in Eukaryota, Fungi, Basidiomycota, Pucciniomycetes, Pucciniales, Pucciniaceae. The transcript is spliced from 12 exons. Bases 1 to 3045 code for a protein of 1014 amino acids. The record is from RefSeq and is a predicted model, not a curated record. Gene Ontology annotation, molecular function: damaged DNA binding. Gene Ontology annotation, biological process: mitotic G2 DNA damage checkpoint signaling; double-strand break repair via homologous recombination. Gene Ontology annotation, cellular component: Mre11 complex.